UCUGGGCGCGGUGUGUGUGUGUGUGUAUGUGUGUGCGUAUGCGUGCGUGCAGGUCCGACCCCCUGCGCCAACAGCGGGUGCAAGCGCAGGGUUUGAGCCGCGAGACGGUGACAGAGCGACGGUUACAAAGAGAGACUUCGACCCGGUGGAGGAUUCAGCGAUGGACGGCGGCGGCAGCCCGGCCCGGAGAGAGGCAGCCCGGCCGCGGCAGAGCUCCGUCGCGGAUGUCGGGGGCCAGCAAAAUGGCGAGCUAACGUCAACCGAGCUCCAUGCUGCCAGGGAAGCACAGGCUCCGGGUCCGGACAGACCGAGGGCUGCCGGCCGGGUGACCGAGAGGAGAAGCUCGGCUUCAGUCCACCAGAGACACAUGCCUAUGGAGCCGCUCAGGUUCCACAUCCCGAGGAAAACCAAGGAGAAACUAGCUCUGUUCCAGUACGUGUCCACUGAGUCCAGAGAAUAUGAAGACAUGAUGACGAUUCUGACCUCCAGCUACAGAGAUACCAGCUCUGCGGGCACCUUCACCUACAGCAAACCACGCCUGGUGCACAGCGAACUGCUGGAGAAAGAGUUUGUGGAGAAGAGAAAGGAGAUGAAGGCAGAUGGGAGGACAGACAAGGAACUUGAGGAGAGCCACUGUUUCCUGCUCGUUGAUGCUGGAAAGACGGCCUUGAUCUGUGAGAAGGGGCUGCUUGUGGGUCACAACUGGAUCACAGCGCUUGGAAACCCCACUAAAGGAGUGUAUCUGUCUAAAUACUCAGACCUGCUCCAGGUUAACGCCUUCACACCUGGAGCUACAGGGGAAAUCAUCAUCUUCAAAGUCAUGAAGGGAAAAGUGAAGAGCAUCUAUGACAACACAUCUAAGAACCUUCUGGAUCCAACGCCGCGGUUUGACAGCCACCUCUCCAAGAACGUCAGCAAGGUCACCUCACUCACCUCCUACCGCGCCUUCGAGCUCACACAGCAAUACUUCUAUGAAUAUUCAUUUGAUGAGUUGCGGCAGCGGCCUCGGCAAGUUUGUCCCUACGCUGUCAUCUCCUUCCAGUUUAAAGGGAAAGACGCCCCGCUUCCCACCAAACCCAUGGCCCCACUCAGGUUGAACAGCCAGUUAUCAGAAGGAGGUAAAGAACGUGCUCAGUUCACGGUGUGGACUGGAGAUUUGGUUAAAGACGACAAGUUUCUCCUCCAGAUCUCUCUUCGCUCCUUUUCUCCUCCCUUCCUCCCCUGCAGACUACCAGAGAAGCUUGAGGUUCGUUGGCUGAUGAGGCUUGACCAUGUGACCUCACUCCUCUGCCCAACCAUGUUCUCCUGGAACCUGUAUGCCGGCAGCCAUGAGGUUGUGAAGAAUGGGCAGUGCUGCAGUCUUCUGGAGGUGAUUGAGAGGACUCGCUCGGAGACCGGUAUGACCAAACUGCUGCAGGAACUGGAGACCAAGAGACUGGUUCUGGUGACUCCACUGUGUGACAGAGGCUUCCUGUUCCUGCUGUCCAGUGUUCAGAUGGCCACGCCCCCUGAGAGAGGAGAAGGAUGGAAAAGAUGUCUUCAGGCCUUGUUCAUCUUCCCAGAGACCAGAGAUGUGGCCAAAUCCAUUGUUUAUCCCACAGCGUUGAGAAGCACCUCCUCCUCCCAUGAUGCCGCGAAACAGUCAUUGUCUGGUAGCGUUGUGGUGCCGCGGCUGAGCCAGUUCCUCCCGGCGCUGCACCAUGCGCUGGUCAAGGCCCGCGCUAACCCCCCCACUGACCUGUCAGCCGGCGUGGAGCAGCAAGCUCGGGAAUACCUGAGUGGGCUGAAGGACGGCAAGGUUCGUCACUACCCGAUGGGCGAGUAUGACUCCAAACUGGACGAGCGGGGCAAGCUGUUUCCUGCUCCCAAGCACCACCGGGUGAACAUGGACAGCUACCUGAGCUCCUACCUGUAUAGCCCCCACCUCUACCUGCUGUCGGUGGCCCGGGUCAGGCAGAUGGUGGAGGCGCACUGUGACCCCGAGGAGCUGCAGGAGAACGAGGGGAGGCCCCAGAAGAGCCGUAUGGAGCAGAGGGAGGAGAGGAGCGGCAUCGCAGAGGCCAACAUGCACAAGAGGAAUGCAGAGAAGGAGGCGAGGAAGGAGGGGCAGGACCCGAGAGGACAGAAGAGGAAGCUGGAGCAGGAGAUGGCCGAGACGAAGCUGAAGUACCUGAGGAGGGUGUUUCAUGUGGCAGAAGAUGGCAACAGGCUUCCAGGCCUCAACCAGGCUGCCUUGGGAACAGCUAAUCAGAGCCUUCCUGAGGAGCAGGAGGAGGGGCAGAGUGAAUCCUGGCCGUUUGAUAGGCUAGCCACCAAGCUGGGCCUGCCCACCAACUGUGACAUCGACCUGAGGAAGCAGGAGGAGCUGGAGGAGCAGACGGCAGGCAGCGUCAGCAGUUUGGAGGGAUUCAGUCCCAGCUCCCACAGUGGGGACUCAGCUCCCCAAGGACCAGCAGUCAGAGAGGGAGGAAGCCUGAAAAGGAGGGCAGGAGACGAAGAGGAUGAUGUGGAGGAAGGGGGCGAGAUCCCAUGGGUCCUCAUCCCCAUCACAGGUCUUAGUUCAGAGAGGUACACCCAGAGAGAGAGAGACCUCCCCCAGGAUCCUCGCUUUCUACAUGCUGCAACAGCAACAGGUGUCGCCACAACAACCAGCUUACCCAGGAGGAGCCCCGCCCUGUCCCCUGACCCCAGCCCGCCGCCCUCCCCCUCCCAGUGUCCCUCCCCGGAGCCUCAUGAGUUCAGCCCCAUUAACGAAGACCACAGCCUGGUUAACGAGGAGCGGUUAGCCCCCGCUGUCCCCUGGGAGUCUGCAGGAGUGAUUAAGAACAAAGAAGAGAAACCUCAGACGACAGAAGAGGAGAAGGAGAAGGAAGAACCUGUCCUUCCAUCCCACUCUCCAGCCCCAGAGAGGAAAGGCCUCUCUCCACAACCCACUGAGAAGCAGGAGGAGGCUGCAGAGGAGGAAGAGGGGGAGGUGAUAGAGGUAGAAAAUGAACAGGUGAAGGAAGGGAAAGAAACUAAGCUAGACGAAGAAGCAGAAAACAAACAGGAACCAAAGGCAGAUGAGAGGAAAGAAGAGGAGGCGGUGGAAGAAAUGGAGGGGGUGGAUGAUAACAAACCAAAGGAGGAAGUAAAAAAACUAACAGAACGUCAGCCUUCACUCAGAGAUGUCGACAGCAUCGUGAAGGAGCAUCUGGCCGACUUCUCCUCUGAGAUGCAGCACCUCCUGCAGGAGGAGAGUGUACACUACAGCUUCCCUCAGUGCCCACGUCCUGCCUCAAACACACAAACCUCUGUGUGCACUUACAUGUUGCCACAAGCACCACUAACCCCAUUCUCCCAGUAUGUGUCUUUCUACAACCCCUGCCCCCCUGUUCAGGACUAUGUUACCUCGCUAAAAGAUGGCAUUAGCAGUGUUCUAACUGAUUCACAGAGCAACUGGCCUCACCAUCAGGCUCCCGGCAGCCUCACUGAUGCUAAUGACCAGUUGUUGGCUAAUACAAUCAGUGCUUUUGUGGCCAGCAUUCGAGCAGGUAACACUCAUGGUAGCAGAGACUGUGGUGUGUCUGCUAGCUGUGGCGAACCUGCAGGUGCUAGUACUGUUUCUUCGGUUGGUAAAACACCUUUGUCAUCCAGAGGAGGUGAUUUGUGGCUGCCAAAUUCUGUGUCCCAACAGUGUCCUUGUGAUACAAACAGCAGAAGCCCCUCAGUCCCAUCCUCUCAUGUCCCUUUGUCUGUCGCUACCUCUGCAUCUUUCUGUCCAUCUUCCUAUAAUCCUUCUUCAAGAAAGUUAGAGGGGUCACCCUUACCUGGCUCUGUCCACCUACCAGCCUCUAACCAGUCCCCACAACCUCCUUGGUUACCACAGCAGCCUCACAGCCUAGAAAUCAAAAGAACAGUUUCACAUGAAGCCAGUCCAUUAAGACAAGCACAAGAUAACAGCAGCAACAGGCCUGUAUAUUGUUCCACCAGUGGAGAAGGAGGAACUCGCAGACUGGCAGGUCCAGACUGCGAAGUGACACUUCCAGGGUUCACAGGUGUUCGUCACUCUGCAGAGCCGACAGAUCCUCUAGAAGUGGGACCCUCCCCGCACGAGUCGAUUUCAUGCUCAGCAUCAGUGUCGGCCCCUGGGUUCAGCACGGGCCCCGCUCUUCCGGCGCCGGCCCUUAGCUCACUGAUCAGCAAUCUGCAGCCUGAGGUGUUCAGCAGCCUGGUGGAGAUCAUCAAAGACGUCAAGAGGAACUCACUGCAGUUCUACUUCCACAGAACUGAGCAAGAGGACCAGGUGUAUGAUGAAGUCAGGGAGUACCUGUUGAGGCAGGGUAAUGUGGAGCAGAGUCCCGUGGCCUUUCUGGAACAAGAAAACUCCAAGAACAGACUACUGGUCAUCAUCCAGAACAAAGACAUAGCACGACACAUACACAAGAUCCCAGGCCUGGUGUCUCUGAAGCGGCUCCACACAGUCAUGUUUGUGGGCAUUGACAGUCUGGAGGACAUCAGGAACAACACCUACAACGAGCUGUUUGUCUCUGGAGGCUACAUCGUCUCCGAUGAGUUUGUCCUCAGCCCCGACUUCAUCACACACGAUCAUCUGGCUGCGUUGCUGAUGUUCCUGGAACAGCAGAGUUCACCAGAGAGCAUGUGGAGGUGGAGAGUCCACUGCAAAACCCAGAAGAAACUGAAAGAACAAGCCAGAUUCAAGCGAGAUGCAGCCAGCCUAUUGGAUGUGCUGUCAGCCUAUCAGAAGCGUCUGAUUGUGGAGUUCCUCCCCUACCAUCGAUGUGACAUGAUGAACCACCAAUCACCCGACUUGGACUGUCUGAUAGAGCUGCAGGCCCGACACACACAGCACCGACACACCAUCUUCCUAACUGCCUCAGAGCGUCACUCUGAGAUGUUCCCCAACCGCUCCAGCAAUGGCAUCAUCGUCGCCAGCAUUCAUGACAUCACGCACAACUUCACCUGCCUGGUCGGUUACCAUGGCGUCAAGGACAAGCACCCAAACGCAAAUGACCUGCUCAGUCCCAAAGGUCUGGGCAACAGGCGGCUGAGUCACGAGGCCUCGGCGCUGGGCUCUGAACUCUCUCCUUCCUCCUUCACAGAACAUAACCUGCCCUUCUCCAGCGACCCACCCCCCCACCAACACCUCCACCAGCAGCCCUUCCCAGGCCUCAUCCAGCUCUCCCCACUCUCUGACCAGCUGGUGCCAAAGUCCGUCACUCCUCCUUCCUCUUCCUCUUCGUCCUCUAACGAGGUCUCACAGCAUCAUUCGGGCCCAGACUUUGAAGCGCUCCGAAUGGCCAUCUCGCACUUGCGGGCGGAGCGCCAAGCGCAGCAGCAGCAGCAGCGGUUUGACCCUCGGGCGGAUUUUAGCAUCAACCCACUCCAGAGCUUCCUACCCAACCCUGCCCUACCAGGAGCCCUGGCAGAGCGGAAUCAACUCCCCGCUGGCGGUCGCACCACCCCUCCAGUGGAGCAGGGCGGGCCCGGCCAGCAAAUCCAGCUCACCCCUGGCAGAAAAGCUGUGACAGCCACUCUGGACUCGAUUCACUUAACACUGGAGGCAGAACAAGAGGAGGAGCAGACGGAGGGCAGAGAGGGAGCAGAUCUGCCUGUGGAGGGACUGGGUUGUGGGGGGAGUACAGGAAGAGAACUUGGAGAUCAGAACGAUGUUGCUCCACCAAGAGGGAUGGGGCUGUUGAGUCGGGCCUCUGAAGCCGCUCCCUCAGCCAAUCCAAACGCAGAACUCGCAUCUGCAGCUUCCAGUGACGGUGCAGACCCUGGAAAUUCAACUGGUGACCGAGAGAAAGCAGAUCAACGGGGACAACCUGCCUUCCCUGCCAUGGCUCCAGAAGCCACAGUCCCCUGCAGUUCCACCACUGGCCAUGCAGGGGGCGAAAAAGCAAGAGACAGGCAGCCCGGCCAGGAGCAGCCAACAGAAGGAGAGGCAGCGCCGCCCAGGAACCAGGACUGCAGAAACACAAAUGGCAACGCCGUGGUAACAGAGCAGGACGACGGCCAACCACCUGCUCUGCCCCGACUGCAGCAGCUCCAGAGACAGAUCCAACAGCACCAGCUCCAGCUGCAGCAACAGAACCAGCAGCAGCACCAGAGCCAGCAGCAGAAACUGCCACCUGGCAACCAACAACAGCUGCUUCACCAGAGUAAACACCAGAACCUGCAACAUCAGCCGCAGCCGGGGGGCGGCCUGCUCCCCCAUCCUGCUAAUCUCACUCUGCUCCCCAACCAGCCCUUUCCCCCCAUGCUGGGGUCCCUGGCCGCCCUGGGGGGGGUGAGGGGCCUCUUGGGGCCUGCAGCCGUCUGGCCGGGGGGUCUGGGGCCCCCGGGUGCCACUCUGGUCUGGGGCUUCCCGCAGGCUGGCAGAGAGUUCCCAGGAGCCAGUCUUCUGGGGGAGUACCCGGCCCCUGGAGGUCAGGGCAGCAGCAGGUACAGAGGGGGGCAAAGAGGAGGCUUUAAUGGGAUGUAGAAGGUAGAUAACGCCUGCUGGCCCAGAAAACUGUCCCAGACACACAACCGCUGUCCAAUAAACCACCGUUUCUCAGCCGUGGUCUUAUUAGGACCCAAGAGUUUGCAGGUUUUCCAUUCCAUCCGGUCACUACAGCAGCUGAUUUCAUGUGAGGGGGAAAGCAGUGGAAUCAGCUGCUGCAGUGUUAUCCUGCAUACUGUUGGAUCUGGGCUGACAACCACCAGUUUAAUGGACAUCACUGGGCUAAACUGCACUGAGAGAGCAUCCAGGAGCUUCACAGGACCAAUGAGGAGAGACAGUCUUCUCUUUGGAUUCCCAGGUGGCUGGACGCUGCAGAGCAAGACAUCUUGGUGGGUUUAGGACGGUGCUGAUGGGGCAGUUAGAUGAAGGAGGAGGGAGAUUGCCUUGGACGCCCUUGGACACAUUUAUGGAGAGACUUGAGGGAAACGCCAUGUUGCUAUCGCCAUAGUUUUCUGUAUAUUUAUUUCUAAUUCUUUUUUAAGAUAACAGUUCAGCAAUACUAACUGAAGGGGAGGAGACCUGAUAUGUUCAGUUUACUUCUUGAGUUUCUGUUCAGCUCUUGACUCAGGCUCCCUUUGUACUGUUUUCAAUGGUCAGACAGCUAGGAUCUGCCCGCUCUCCUAGAGACCACAGCAUAACAUAACAGCCACAGGUCCCAUCCCCACAACAGCCAUAUGUUCAUCAUUGAACUCCUUCUUGCUUCUUCAUAGCAAGUCGCUCUGGACAAGAGCAUUGACUUAAAAAAUUCUGAUGUGUAGAUUUUCAAAGCCCCGGUUGGAACUCCCGUGCUGCCGCUGGCCUUUCAUUGUUCUGUUAAUGUUUCAGUUCCCAGCUGCUUUGAAUGCACUUGCAGCAUCGCCAAAUGGCUUUUGACUGAUAAGCUUUUUUUUUCUUCUCUGUAAAAACUGAAAGGGAUUCAGUGAGCAUCUUCAGAUCACAACUAUAGGAAAAACAUCAGGGUUCUUUGAGGAACCCCAUAAUGGAACGGUUCACAACCUGUGACACUAACAUCAGAGAGAGGGUUCUUCUGCCUCCUGCAACUUCCUUUGGAGCUUUGAAGAACCUUUAAGACAAACUUUACCAGACGUACCGGACAUAUAGACUGCCAUACACGUCUUCCAGCAGACACUCUUCAUGUCUUAGUCUUGGUCAAAAGAAAGAAAAAAGUGUGGAUAUUUUAUAUUGAGUUUCAUAUCUGUGUUUCGCUCAGAACUGUUUCUGUUUGUGUUGAUGUUGUGUGUAGGAAAAGUACUGUUGCCAGCGGGCUUUGGACAACCGACUGGUUUUAACUUAAAUCAUUUUUUAUUUUUUUACAACUGACUUUUUUGUAUUAAAACAUGCCUGCCUAAA
Molecule: messenger RNA, 7858 nt
Organism: Myripristis murdjan (pinecone soldierfish)
Lineage: Eukaryota; Metazoa; Chordata; Actinopteri; Holocentriformes; Holocentridae
Gene: tasora
Product: transcription activation suppressor a
Exons: 27
Coding region: 161-6487 (2108 amino acids)
Biological process (GO): negative regulation of gene expression, epigenetic; protein localization to heterochromatin
Cellular component (GO): heterochromatin; nucleoplasm
Molecular function (GO): chromatin binding
Source: RefSeq, a predicted model, not a curated record